Molecule: messenger RNA, 4853 nt
Organism: Epinephelus fuscoguttatus (brown-marbled grouper)
Lineage: Eukaryota; Metazoa; Chordata; Actinopteri; Perciformes; Serranidae
Product: zinc-activated ligand-gated ion channel-like
Exons: 9
Coding region: 2890-4143 (417 amino acids)
Biological process (GO): signal transduction; regulation of membrane potential; chemical synaptic transmission
Cellular component (GO): membrane; synapse; neuron projection
Molecular function (GO): extracellular ligand-gated monoatomic ion channel activity; transmembrane signaling receptor activity; neurotransmitter receptor activity
Source: RefSeq, a predicted model, not a curated record
ACAAGUACAUCCAGUGUCUUCUGACUGUUUGCUUCUGGAUGACGAAACAGAAAUUGCAUAAUCUUCCACAAAAUGAUAAUGGCGGAGGAAUAUUGAUGGUUUGUAGGGUUAUUUUUGCAGGUAUGUACAUUUGAGUUAUUUCCGUCCGGAUUUCCAUGAUUCAUUAGACAGAAAGUUAACCUUUGCUCCAUCAGGUGGAGACGCUGCCAUUGGCACAAGGAUUUGCUUUGUCUCUGUUGUCCGCAAUUAGAUUCUGAUAAGGGAGAUCACAGCUGAGCCGCCAGAACACACUUAACUUUUAAACCACAUUUAUUGCAGCCAUAAGAGCAUCUAAAGCUGUUGCAUUGAGGUCAGCAACACCGAAACAACCCUGUUGUGUUUUUAAAAAUAGAACAUGAUACCCCCCCCCCCCUUUCCCACCUGAUUCAUCACGUAUUGGAUGUUUCAGAUGAUGUGUGAAGACAGAGAUAAGAGACAUUCCUCCCCAGAUAACCUGCAAAGAUCAGUUCAUCAGUCGUCAUUUACAGGCAUCAGAUGAGUGUGAACAAAGGGAAAAAAAAUAGUAUUACUUCCUUUACUGCAGUACAUGAAAAUGCCAUAAACUGUAAAACUACAGGAAGGUUGAUUAAUUAUUUAUCUGUUUAUGUGUCCUGCAUCGUGUGGCACUUUACAAGACACUAAAGCAACAUCUAACAUCUCAGGAGAUUCAUUUAUAUAACACAAAUGUGAAGCUUAAUAUUACUGAAAAGAUAUUUUGCAGAAAUCUUGACCAGAUUAAUGACUAACUAGAUAUUAGAUAUAUUAGUAAAUUAGUAGCACUAUAAAUAAAACAAGUACUACAAUAUUUGCCAUGAAAAUUAAACAGAAAACGUCUGUCAGCAGAAAAAUUAUGUUCUUAUGCUAUUAAGUAGUGGACGUGGAAACUUUCCAUGGUGAUAAUAUGUGGUAAGGUUUAGGCACAAACACCACUUGGUUAUGGUUAGGAAAGAUCAUGUUUUGGCUUAAAAUACCCAGGUUAAGUGGCACAAUGCCUGCUGGAAAGUAGCAAUGUCUUGGUAAAAAAUCCAUCACUUUUCAUACUAUCCUGGCAGGAAAUGCAGAGAUGUCUCAGUAAAAAACAACCACUUUAUCUUGCUACAAAACACCACAUGUGGUGCCAAAAAGGCCACUGGAAAGACAGAAUUGACUCGCUAAAUCACAUCUGGUUUUGUUGUUUGUCGGUUUUGAAGAAAAGGUGACAUGUCACCCGCCAUCCUCUUGACCUCCUGGUGACAAAGAAUAUGUCUAAAUAAUGAAAAUGUAAUGUUGCAGAAGCAUAGCCUACAACAUUUUCUUCUGGCGACGGGGCUGCAGCGGGACAGGGCAGCUUAGUUUUAUUCAGAAUGGGCUUCAGAUGGAUGAAGAUAUGAGCCAAGAAUGCAGAUAUGAGAUUUAAACCUGGUGUCAGAUUAAGAGGAGAUGUUAUAUUGUAGUAUUUCCUUCAUAAAACCUAAAGCAGAUACCAAAAGAACAAUGCACCUGUAUUCCCAGAGUAUACAAGGUGCCAGAGGUGCCAGAGGAGAAGGAGGUCAAGCCUGCAGCGUGGAGAGCCUUUGAAACAGUGAAGGCUGUUGUUUGUCUGACAUAUUUUAGAGCAGAAGGUGAUAACCUCAGAGGUGACUGAUAAUGAUCAGGUCAAUCAGGUAUGACACAAAUGUGACGUAUUCAAGAUAAAGCACCUGUUUCCCAGUGGUCCAAUAAUCCAGGAAAAAGCAGACAGCUUCAAAGUUUAGUUUUACAGAGUAUAAAGGGUUUGAUAUCAUUGUCAAAAUGCCUUUUUCAUAAAGCACUUCACUUGAUUGGAGACACGCUAAUAGCUAGCAGCCUGUUGGAAAUUUGUUUUAAUCUCCUGGAGAUUGUUUUCAAUUCACUUUUGCAAACUUAUAAUGAAUUCAUUUUUGUCUUUGAUUAGCGCUUUUAAAAUUGUCCUUACCCUACAUGCCUAGAGACCAUCUUGCAUCUUGAUAUGGGUGUUGCUGUGAUCUUGGGAUCACCCCAGGAUGCGUCCAAGAUGCAGCAGUCCGUGAACUAAACAAAUUUGGGCCAGGGGCAUAAGUGGGGUGGGGACGAAAUACCACACACACACACACACACACACACACACCAGCUGUCUCUACGUUUUCAUGGCACAUAAUGACACAGGCACCCAUUAAACCACUCAAGAUAUCACCACAGAAUGUGUCAAGAUUGUAAAUAACAUUAUUCGACUGAUUAUAUGCAAAAAUAACUCAAUUUUGUGCCUUUUUCAUUGAACAUCUAUGUAUGCCUGUAAAUCACUGAAAAUAUUGAUAAUCCAUUAUAAAAUAUUGAUCAUUUGAUAUGUGCUUUUACAUUUUUAAGGGGCCCACAGACACUUAAAGCCCCAUAGAGUCAUAUUAUAAAAUCAUCCAGCUGUCAAAACAAAGACACGCCGUCCCUGGAACACGCAGAAAACACAGUCUUUGUUCUGUAUCUACGACUAAGGGACUUUCAGGGUAAACCAUGUCUCUGUUAUUCAGUUUACUCUUUUGUCCAGCAGCCACAGGCCCAUUGUAAUGCAAAGUAGCAUGACCUGGUAUAACAACAAAUAGAAGCUGGAGAUAGCAGGUAAACAGACAGUAUGAGUAAUUGCAUUUGUGUUCUGACUGUUUGCACAAGAUCACUGAAGGAUGCACUGAACGCUCACUGUAAUUAAUCACGAGAUGGUAUUUUCUUACAGACCAUUGUGGGUCGCUCAUAUUGUCUUGUUGUGUUGGGAGUACGUGGGUAAACGUCACAGACAGGCCUAUUUAAGUGUCAUGCGAGGCGGAACGUAAAGGGAUGACACACAGCUGUCAGUCAAUGAGUCGUUUGUGAAUUAAAUUGUUAGACAUGGUGAGAUUUUCUACCCACAGCCUGUGGAAGGCAGUCCUCUUCCUGGGUUUACUAAUUGUAGGAUGCCCACAUGCUGAAUCCACAUGCAAAUCACGCAGAUGUCUGGCUGAAAUUUUGGCCAACAAAAAGUUUGUAUCUCAGCCUCAGUAUGAAAACUGCAGCCAAAUGAUUAUGGUGCCAUUUAUUGAGUACCAGACUCUGUCAGUUGACACUAAGAAUCUCCGCCUAAAUAGUCGUCUGCAAGCCUCACUUAAAUGGGAAGAUCCUGAGUUGGCAUGGGACACAUCAGUUUACCCAUAUGAUCAAGUGGUCCUGCCCGUAAGCAAAGUCUGGACCCCAGAGCUCCGUGUAACAAAUGGAAUAACAACAACUAUGAGGCACAGCUCGCAUGAUCUGCUGGUGAUCAGUAAUGGCACAGUGAAGCACAGUGUGAUCAUCACUGCCGAGGUGAACUGCGAGGUCAAUCUUUUUAACUAUCCCUUCGCUUGGGACGCAUGCCCUGUUGCUAUCCAGACUUGGUCAGAUGAUGGAUGUGGUACACUUUUGGAAUUUGAACAGUUGAAAAUGGUCGAUGGGACCCAUGGAGAUUGGCAGACUGACAAUGCGUUCCUUGCCAGACAGACCGAUGAACGCAAUUACAUCCUGGUGCAAUUAAGCAUCAAAUACACCAACCCCUUCAUAACAUUAAUGCUGCCCAGUAUUCUGAUCGUCCUGGCUGAUGUGGUCAGCUUCGCCCUGCCGCUUGGAGGCGGAGAACGCAACUCUUUCAAGGUCACUCUUGUGCUCAGCUUCACCAUGUUCCUCAUCAUCCUCAACGAUCAGCUCCCGGGAGACAGCGCCUGCAGCCCCGUCAUCCGAACUCACUUCUGCAUUUGUCUGGUCCUCUUGGUGGUGAGCAUGCUGGCGUCCAUGGUGAUGACACGAUUGGCCAAAGAUGGCAGCCUCAUUCUCUGCUGCUGCUCCCCAGUCCAGAGAAAAAAGAAAGAUGAUGAAGAAGACAAAGCUGACAUCAGUGUGGUUCAGGUGGAUGGCACAGUGGAGAACACGCGAAUGCUCCGAAAAGUGCUGAACUUCCUGGAGAAUCUUGACGCACAGACACUGGAAAGUGAGAGACAUCAAAUGUUUGCCAACAAACUGGAUAAGGCAUUUUUCUGGCUCUAUUUCAUUUUGGCUAUCCUCUACUUUUCUGCUAUGACGUAUGUGAUGGUAAAUUAUAAAUGCACAGUUAACCAUUUUGAUUUCUGGUACUAAUGAAAUGCAUGUCGUUACUGUAAUGACAGAGUGAGCUGAAACAAAUACGAUCUUACAAAUACUAAUUCAACAUACAGAUUCAAAGACUGGUGCAGAUCACAGCAUACGUUUAUCACAUUCUCUGUAUCUCAAACACCGUAGUGCUGAUUUGUAUUUGUAGUUCAUCUCUUGUGUCUGAUAAAGAUGUGUGUGUCAGCAUAUUUGUGGGAAUUUACCAAUUAAGAGAAUUUCAGCCUUUUGAUGUCAUUUUAAUCACAUAAAGUAUGUAAGUAUAUGGAAUAGUUAUUUAAAACUGGGGCAUCUGCACAAAGGACAAAACCAUGUUCCUCCAGCUCCAUGUCUUUGUUUUUUUUUUUUUACGAUGACCCAUCUCACUUGGUUAAACACCUGUGCACAGUGUAACACAAGUACACUUUUGUAUAAUGGAGUCCAUAUGCAGUUGCAGACUUGCAGCCAUUUGUUUCUCUGUGUAAACCUGUUCAGUCUCUGCAACCACUGAGUUCUAGCCAGUGGUUUUGUGUCCUUUCAUUUCACAGUUCUAAUUUUCUUUGCAAUCAGUAAAAGUAUCCACAAUAUAUACCUCUGGUCUGUGCCAUAUGUGUCUUAUUGAUAGAUCCUUGCAAAACUAAAAAUGGAUGUGAGGGCAUCCACUUCUAUAGUGUGUUAAUUUCAUUUUUAACAUUUUCUCUGAACCCUUGAAUUACUGGACA